Molecule: messenger RNA, 537 nt
Organism: Rosa chinensis
Lineage: Eukaryota; Viridiplantae; Streptophyta; Magnoliopsida; Rosales; Rosaceae
Product: urease accessory protein G
Exons: 4
Molecular function (GO): nickel cation binding; GTPase activity
Source: RefSeq, a predicted model, not a curated record
UUAUUGCAGGUGACAAAUGAUAUAUUCACCAAAGAGGAUGGUGAGUUCUUGGUGAAGCAUGGAGCACUUCCUGAAGAGAGAAUACGUGCUGUGGAAACUGGGGGAUGCCCUCAUGCUGCAAUUCGCGAAGACAUCAGCAUUAAUCUAGGCCCUCUUGAGGAGCUUUCUAACUUGUACAAGGCAGACAUACUUCUUUGUGAAUCAGGCGGAGAUAAUUUAGCUGCGAACUUCAGCAGGGAGCUGGCUGACUAUAUUAUUUACAUCAUAGAUGUAUCUGGUGGUGAUAAAAUUCCACGAAAAGGUGGCCCUGGAAUCACUCAAGCUGACCUUCUGGUGAUAAACAAGACUGACCUUGCACAAGCAGUUGGAGCUGACUUGGCAGUGAUGGAGCGUGACGCACUUCGAAUGCGAGAUGGAGGGCCAUUUGUCUUUGCUCAGGUGAAGCACGGGCAAGGAGUUGAGGAAAUCUUGAACCACAUAAUACAGGCUUGGGAACUAGCAACAGGAAAUAAGCGCCACUGAGCCACCGACGCUUUU